Messenger RNA from Humulus lupulus (European hop), 609 nucleotides. RefSeq lists its product as uncharacterized. The transcript has a single exon. Lineage: Eukaryota; Viridiplantae; Streptophyta; Magnoliopsida; Rosales; Cannabaceae. The coding region runs from base 1 to 609 and encodes 202 amino acids. The record is from RefSeq and is a predicted model, not a curated record.
AUGUGUAGCUCUUUAUCUAAAAGUGUUUUGGAGGCUAUUGUGGUGAAUGGUAAGCUUCAUUUGGGUAGUCUUUACAAUUUGCUUCUUACUUGUGAGAAGAUUGAUUAUGAGAGAAUUAUUUGGUGGAAACUUUCAGCCCCUAAACAUAGGUUUAUUUUGUGGCAAGCUGUUAAUAGUCAUCUUCUUACUAGGGAUUUUCUCCAUUAUUGUGGUUUGAAUGUUACCUCUAUUUUAUACCCGGUUUGCGUUCAAGCUGAUGAAAGUCAUACUCACUUAUUUUUUGACUGCAUCUUCUCCAAGAGGAUCAUGCAAAGAGUUUAUGGUUGGCUUGGAGAGGUGAUUUGGCCUGAGAAGUUUGAAGAUUGGCUUGUGUGGCUUGCUUGUAGAAGGAGCGGUUGGGUGCUCCAAAUUGUGGUUGAGGCUCUAGAUGCCACAGUUUAUUUCAUUUGGUUAAAUAAGAACAUUUGUUGCUUUGAUAAUAGUUGUUUUACAAUUCUUAAAAUGCAUAGCUUGAUUUGGUUCACUGUAAAAACCAGAGUUCUCAAUCUAAGUUCUAGAAAGUUAUCUUCUAGAGAGAGGCAAAUGCUUGAGUUUGUUAGUUGCGUGUAA